GCCGGGGGGGGCUGGCGGCAGGGCUCGGGGGGUGCCCGGGGGCCGCACUGGCAUCGCCGGGCAGUGCGGGGCGCCUGAGGCCGGCCCGGGAGGCAGCGGAGCCGCAGGGGCCCGGGGUAACACGGUGCAGCGGCUCCGUGCCCCAGGGCGCGGCCUGUGCCGGUGGGACCGAGCCUGAGGCCUGAAGCCGUCCCCGUGGGUGGGCCAGGCCCCCGCAGCGGCUGCGCGAACGGGAACGGGUGGCGGAGAGGGCCCCAGUGCGGGGGAGCCAGGCCUGGGCCCCCCUGCCCUAUUGCCUCCGAGGGGCCCGGCCGAGCAGCGCCCGGUAAAGCCUCUCCCUCCCGGUAAAGCCUCUCCCUGCCCAGGCCCGGGGGAAGAUGUCGGCGGAGCGAGGCCCUUGGGGCGGCCUCAGCCCCCUGCAGAGAGCUGCCCUGCUCCUGGGCGCCCCGGCCGCGGCCCUCGCCUGCUACAUCCUCUACCGCCGCUACCGGGAGAGCCGAGAGGAGCGCCUGACCCUGGUGGGGGCUGCGGAGAUGGAAAUGGAGGUGAGGGUGCCCCAAGCUGUCACCAAGUCCAUCAUCGGGCGCCGAGGAGUCACCAUCAAGAAACUGAGGCAGGAGAGUGGAGCUCACAUCGAGGUGUCGAGGCAGGAGGAGGGGGCGGACACAGUGCUGCUGCUCUCGGGCUCCCCGGAGCAGGUGGCCAGCGCCAAGGCCUCGAUCCACCGCAUCGCGGCGGAGAGCGUCCCGGUGUGCGAGCAGCUCUGCGUGCCGCGGCGCGCCGUGGGCAGGAUCAUCGGCCGUGGUGGUGAGACCGUGAGGGGCAUCUGCCGCAGCUCUGGUGCCAGGGUGUUGUGCAAGCCCGAGGCUGGCAUCGCUCCCUUGUGCCACAUCCAGCUCUCGGGCACCUGCGGGGAGGUGGCAGCUGCUAAGAAACUGAUCCUGGAGAAGCUACUGGAGGACGAAGCCUUCCACAAGCAGCUGGCACAGUCUGCUGCCAGCCGGUGCCAACGCAAGCAGCCCCUGGGCAGUCGCAGGGAGCCGGAGCCGCUCUGGGACUGGGCGCCAGAGGGCAGGGAAGAGGAAGAGGAGGGCAGCUGGGCCUGGGGCAAAGAGCUGCUGGACCAAGCUGCUUUGGAGGAGGCAGAGGUUGGCAGCAAGGAGUUGGAGGAGCUGCUAGUGGCAUCUGAUGUGCCAGUGCCAAAAUUUGAGGUGCCCAGCCCAGAUUUCAGCUUCCAGGCCGAUGAGCACCUGGAGGUCUAUGUCUCUGCCACGGAGAACCCAAACCACUUCUGGGUGCAGCUGAUUGGGCAGCGCAGCCUGGAGCUGGACAAGCUCUUAACAGAGAUGGCACAGCACUACCAGGGCAGCGCUGGGCACACGGCAGAGCUCUUGGAUGUCCAAGCUGGGGACAUUGUGGCUGCCCCAUUCCAGGAUGGUUACAACUGGUACCGUGCCCGCGUGCUGGGCACGCUGGAGAAUGGCAACUUGGACCUCUACUAUGUGGACUUUGGGGACAAUGGAGAGGUUCCUCGAGAGGCACUGCGAGCCCUCAGGAGUGACUUCCUGAGUUUGCCCUUCCAGGCCAUCGAGUGCAGCCUGGCUGGGGUUGCACCCAUUGGGGCUGAGUGGGAGGAGGUUGCCCUGGACACCUUUGAGCAGCUCACUCACUGUGCCCGCUGGAAGCCACUGGUGGCCAAAAUCUCCAGUUAUGCCCACUCCGGCCUGGGCAUCCACCUCUAUGAUGCCCAGGAUGGGCAGAACCUGGACAUCGGCGCCGAGCUGGUGCGGCUGGGCCACGCUGUGCCCGUGCCCUGUGCCCAGGAGGACAGAGGGGCACUGGGGGAUAGCCCAGGGGUGGAGGCCACAGCAGAGACACUGACAGCGCCACAGGCAGUGUCCAAUGCAGAGGAGCUCCUGGUGCCAGCACCAUGAUGCAGAGGAGCUCCAGGUGAUGCCACCAUAGCACAGAGGAGCUCCUGGUGCCAUCACUGUGCUGCCACCGUGGUGCAGAGGAGCUCCUGGUGCCAUCAUGGUGAUGCAGAGGAGCUCCAGGUGCUGCCACCAUGAUGCCAAGACCCUUCUGGUGAUGCCACCAUGAUGAAAGAACAGCUCCUGGCACCACCGCUGGCAAGUUGGAUUGUCCACGUGGAGCCUCCCUGGGCCGGCAAGGAGCUGCUGCAGGCGCCGGGGCAGCUUCUGGCCGUUGCUGGCUGCGCCUCUGCUGCCCGGCAGCUCCGGUACUCCCGGUUCUGAUCCCGGUUCUGCUCUUUUCACCGCAGCCCGAGUUGGCAGAGGGGCAGGAAGCGGUUUUGUGCCCCUGUUCAAUAAAAGAAGGUUUCGCAGCGC
Molecule: messenger RNA, 2348 nt
Organism: Pogoniulus pusillus (Red-fronted tinkerbird)
Lineage: Eukaryota; Metazoa; Chordata; Aves; Piciformes; Lybiidae
Gene: TDRKH
Product: tudor and KH domain containing
Exons: 11
Coding region: 378-1934 (518 amino acids)
Biological process (GO): piRNA processing; P granule organization; spermatogenesis
Cellular component (GO): P granule
Molecular function (GO): RNA binding
Source: RefSeq, a predicted model, not a curated record